Plodia interpunctella (Indianmeal moth) is the source of this 1227-nucleotide messenger RNA. RefSeq lists its product as uncharacterized. Bases 190 to 1095 code for a protein of 301 amino acids. The record is from RefSeq and is a predicted model, not a curated record. Lineage: Eukaryota; Metazoa; Arthropoda; Insecta; Lepidoptera; Pyralidae. Gene Ontology annotation, cellular component: centrosome; midbody; cleavage furrow. Gene Ontology annotation, molecular function: phosphatidylinositol-3-phosphate binding; metal ion binding. Gene Ontology annotation, biological process: mitotic cytokinesis checkpoint signaling; abscission. The transcript is spliced from 6 exons.
GACAGUUUAGUAGUGCAGUAGCACAAGUUACAGUAGUGCAGUCAACAAUUUUAGCAAAAUUGCUUGCUUGCUUUGCUUUUUGUAUUUCUUUGUUAAAAUAAAUUAAAAAUUUUAUCUACAGAUAAGUUAAUACCUACCUACUAAAUUAAUACCUACCACAUAAUUUAAUACCUACCUACCUGAUUAAACAUGUCUUGCAAUUCUUGUGCAAAACCUUAUAAUUUUUUUCGAAAAGAGAAAGGGUGCCCAAGUUGUGGUUUUAGCUACUGUUCAAAAUGUUUAGAUAACAUGAUAUAUGUUGAGAAAUUAAAGGCUGAAGCAAAGGUCUGCAUGAAAUGUGCAAAAACAACAAAUGCUCCUAAGAUAGUUGAACCUCCCGAUGCUUACUAUAAAAGAAUAGGUCUUAACAGAAAUGAUGUUCAUUGUGAUAAUGGUGGCACUAGCUCGCAAGAUCAAGAAAUACAUGCUAGAUUGUUGAAAUUAAAACAAGAUACUACACCAAAAAUGACACAAGAAGAAGAAAUAGCCAUUAGGUUAAAAAAUAUUAAAGGAGAAGUACCUUCUACUUCUGAUGCAGAGUUGCAGCAGAGAUUAGCCAACCUUAGGGGAGUGCCAGUUAACACUUUGCAAAGUAAGAAUAUAUGUCCUAUAGUCCCAGAAACAAGAACUGAGCAAGAACAAGCUAAUGAUUUACUAAAACAAUAUAUGGCACAAGCUCAAAUUGAUGGACAGUACAAGGAUGAGUUUGAUGCUCUGGUUAGUGACAUGGAAAUGAGGGUUCAGAAACUAAAAGAUAGUAGCCUUGCAACAAAAACAAAGAAUGAUCCUGCUAAGGAGGCAUCUGAUUCUGAAGAUGAAGAUGAGAUUAUCAAGAAAAUUGUUGAAAAGAUAAAAAUAGAAUCAUCUCGAGAGGAUAAUCAAGUUUCUCCAAAAGAAAAUGAUGAGUUACCUUUCUGUGAAAUUUGUAAUGAAGAUGCUAAAAUGAGGUGUCUGGGUUGCCAUUAUUUAUUUUGCAAGAGGUGCUUUCUGGAACACAAGGAUGAUGAUGACGGCUGUGACAGAUAUGAGCUUUACAAACCUCCCAAAAAUCAGUAGGAAGUAUAAACAAUUAUCAUACUAAAAUUUAUAAAUUCUACUACCUAUGCAUUUAGAAUAAGUUGUAAAUGUAUAAUUAUUAUCUUUUAUAUAUACUUGGCAGUUAUCAAAUAAAAAUCAUAUUUUAUUUUA